Messenger RNA from Anoplopoma fimbria (sablefish), 1298 nucleotides. RefSeq names its product transmembrane protein 236 (gene tmem236). The record is from RefSeq and is a predicted model, not a curated record. Bases 1 to 1083 code for a protein of 360 amino acids. Lineage: Eukaryota; Metazoa; Chordata; Actinopteri; Perciformes; Anoplopomatidae. The transcript has 4 exons.
AUGCCCUCGGGGAAGACGGUCAAACUCAUCCUGUAUGAGGUGCUGCAGUUUGCGGCCCUCAUUAUUCCCAUUUUUGUGAUUAUGGAGCGGUUCGCCAGGCUCGUACGUGACGUGAGAGGACAGGAUCUGACGGCCUAUUGGCUGGUGGUGGCGGCCUCUGUCGCCUACGUGACCUCUGUGGCCCUGCUGGUGUGGGUUCCUCUGAAGUAUGUGAUCCUGAAGAGGAGGAGGUUUAUCUCAGAGAUCACACAGUGGAGACCAACAGCGCUGGCGUAUCUCAUCCUGUGUACAUUGCCGUGCUUUGCUAUUCUAGUUGCCAGCUCAAAGGUGCAGGUGGACAGAGGACCCAGGCGCGACCAUUUCGCCGAGUUGCCCGUUUCCUUGGUGCUCGUCUCCCUCAUCUGUGUGGAUAUCAUAGAGAGAAUUCGCCCCUGCAGGCUCAUCGGACAAUCCGACAGCAUGGAUUCUGACUUUGACAUGCCAGGCCCCGUCCUCACCCAGCUGGAACAGGUGACCACGGUAACGGGCCAGCUGCCUGCUGAUGAAGCCCAGAACGGCUCGACCCAAGACCACCCAGAGGCCAGGAACGGCGGCACCUCGACCAGAUGGCAGGACCACGCCGGCCGCUCAACACUCAGCUCACGAGCACCCACCGCCGCCUACCUGUACUCCUCAUCGUCACGCCGACGAUCCUACUCGGGUCCUGUGGGCUUCCUGUGGAGGAGGGACGUGAGGUCGGAGGUGUUUGUGGAUAGCUUCCUGUUCUGGUUUGACACUGUGGAGAUGGUGAGAGUGGCAGGAGAGCCGUUGGUCUUCUACUCGGCCUGGGUGUUCCCCAUCUACAUCCUCGCCUUCAUGUCUACUCUCCGCAUGGUCAUCGCCCCUAACAACCCGUCAUUGUCUUCUGCUGGUGUCGCUCUGCAGGACCUUCCUUUCUUUAUCAUUCGAGUCUCUCUGAUUGUCGUGUUUGGUUAUGUAACUCCCGUGUUGUACCCUUUGAAAAAUGUGCUGGUGAGCCUGACUUUUAUCUACUUUACAUUCCUGACUAAGCUGAGGAUUUUCAAAAGGCAGAGCAUGUUUUGAGGAGGAGUGGCACAUUCUGUUGUUUAAUGAAAGGUCUGCUUUGAUUGUGGAGCGUUGAACAGUUGGUAUAUUUCUGUGAAGGAGGCAACACCGGAGAAAACGAUGAAACUGGUACUGAUGAUCAAGAACAACAAGUUUGUUAAUAUUUUAUAAGGCCAUUCAUCCAAAUCAAAGUGUAAAAAUGAUUUUGGAUUUAAACUAAAACAUAGUGUACA